CGAGCGUCGAAGCUUUCAUAUUCCGCGAAGCAAACAUUUUCUUCUCCGAUGUGAAGGCGCUUGUUGUGUUAUCAAAACCAUGCCUUCGUAUAUUCAUAUAUAUAUACGAAGGUCUCUAAAGGGGGAAUACCUAUGUGGACAUUACCGUCUCUCGCAUAUGACUUGACGUGGCAGCACCGUCAGAAGCAUCAGCUAAAGCCUCGGAAUUGGCUCUCUUCAGUUCAUUUUAGCAAGAUGGCGAGUAGCUACAUUUCAAAGAUUUAUGCGGCGAUGCUGUCCGAAACGGAGAAUCAGUCUGCCGUAUUGAAUUCACACACACCCCAAGAUUUUACGGUGUCGCGGCUACUCGCCACCUCGAAUCAUAACUUAGAAUGUAACGAGAUCACAUCGGUGAGUGGUAGUAGACGACCAAGACGAAGUCGCACAACUUUCUCAGCUCAACAGCUUGCAGCCCUCGAGCGAGUUUUCGAGAGAACUCACUAUCCGGACGCUUUCGUCAGAGAAGAAUUGGCCACGAGAGUCUCGCUAUCAGAAGGUCGUGUGCAGGUGUGGUUCCAAAAUCGCCGAGCAAAAUUCCGUCGGCACGAGCGCAGCUCAGCGAUGAGCCGCGGCAGCGGUAGCAGCACGCGCGAGAUAGAAGCAACGAUACCCUUGCGUCCCAUCCGUCUGAAGCCAAUCAGCGAGCCAAGCAGCAGUCCCGAGUCCGUCCAGCAGCAACCAAAUUCACAUCAGCAGCCGCAGCAAAGCCCUGCGGCUCAGGUCAAUCCUUACGCUUACAACGACUACUGGCGCCAGCAAUCCUAUGUGCCGUCGCCGACGGCAAGUGCCGCGAGUUUCGCUCUGCCCUCGUCUUAUCAUCACCAUCAUCAUCAAUCGAGUGAGCUUCAUCAUCACCAUCACCAUCAUCUCCAGGGUGCGCUCAGGUUACGAUCGCACCCCUACGCCAAUGCGGCUGCUUACUCGGCGAUGCACGCUAGCUUAUGACUUCAGUCAUUCACUGUUUCUUUUUCUUUUUCGAGUUUCUAAGUGAUAUUAUAGUGUGCGAUACUGUGUCAAGUGAAGUUAGUAAAUUACGUUUGUACGUGCAACGAAACUACUUUGAUCGAUAUUAUUUGUAUCAUUUAGAAUAAGUUAUAAGAUGUCUAUUAUACCACGCACGGAAUAGUACAUUACGAUGAAAGUGCGGGAAAAUAGAUUCUUGUUUCGUGUAGCGUUUACACCCGAGCGAAGCGAAGCGCACUUGCAUCGUAAUGUACUAUUCUAUGAUUUAACUCUCAAGUAUAUUCGCAUGUACAAUCACGUAUAUAAUUAUGCACUACAGCCUCGUCCAAAGAU
This is a messenger RNA of Phymastichus coffea, 1335 nucleotides long. RefSeq names its product paired box protein Pax-3-like. The record is from RefSeq and is a predicted model, not a curated record. Gene Ontology annotation, molecular function: DNA-binding transcription factor activity, RNA polymerase II-specific; RNA polymerase II transcription regulatory region sequence-specific DNA binding. Lineage: Eukaryota; Metazoa; Arthropoda; Insecta; Hymenoptera; Eulophidae. Gene Ontology annotation, biological process: regulation of transcription by RNA polymerase II. The coding region runs from base 133 to 984 and encodes 283 amino acids. The transcript has 4 exons.